Molecule: messenger RNA, 2764 nt
Organism: Aphis gossypii (cotton aphid)
Lineage: Eukaryota; Metazoa; Arthropoda; Insecta; Hemiptera; Aphididae
Product: glycine receptor subunit beta-type 4-like
Exons: 10
Coding region: 148-1401 (417 amino acids)
Biological process (GO): nervous system process; chloride transmembrane transport; regulation of membrane potential
Cellular component (GO): membrane; synapse; neuron projection
Molecular function (GO): neurotransmitter receptor activity; extracellular ligand-gated monoatomic ion channel activity; transmembrane signaling receptor activity
Source: RefSeq, a predicted model, not a curated record
UGAAAACGUACACAGGACGGCACUUCGGUCGCACGCUCUGAGUGACCGAGCGCGUAGUGGUUUAGUCUGUGCGCUAGCCUUUCGUCAGACGGUCGCGGGCGCGAGGGAUUGUCGGCGGCCAAAUUUCUCGUUCUUACGCGCGCUGCGAUGGUUCCGUUUGUACUCCUGACCGUCAUCUGCUCUGCGUACCUGUUUGCCAUCGGUCCGGGUUCCUCAUACGGUGCAAAAAUGAAUCAUCUCCAGAUACUAGACAGUUUGCUGAAGAAAAACUACGAUAGACGAGCAACGCCGACGAACCACUUGAAUAAUGCUACUACUGUCCACUGCGAGUUGUACAUUCGAAGUUUUGGAUCCAUUAGCCCGGUUACCAUGGAUUACGAGGUAGACCUGUAUUUACGACAAAAAUGGCAAGAUGCGAGAUUACAACAUAAAGAUAUAACGGAAUCGCUGGACUUAAAUGAUCCAAAUUUAGUCAAAGCUAUCUGGAAACCUGAAGUUUACUUUCCAAAUGCAAAGCAUGCAGAAUUCCAAUUUGUCACUGUGCCCAACGUCUUGAUACGCAUCAAACCUGAUGGAGAUAUACUUUAUAUGCUCAGAUUGAAGUUGACAUUUUCAUGUAUGAUGGACUUGUCUAAAUUUCCGUUGGAUAACCAAAUUUGCACGAUGGAAGUGGCUAGUUUUUCAAAAACUAUUGAAGAACUUCGAUUGGAGUGGAAAAAUACAGAUCCCGUACUAAUGGCCAAAGGAUUGAGAAUGCCACAAUUUGAAAUUGUGAAUAUCGUGCCUUCCGACUGUCAAGAAUCUUUUCAAAUUGGCAAUUACAGUUGUCUAGUGGCUCAGUUCUACUUGAGCCGUAGCGUGGGCUUCCAUUUGGUUCAGAGUUACCUGCCCACUAUGCUGAUUGUAGUCAUCUCCUGGGUGUCGUUUUGGAUGGACGUCGACUCGGUACCAGGCCGGACCACACUGGGAGUGACGACACUGCUGGCUGUUGGUUCACAAUCUUCAGGUAUUCAAAGCGGUCUACCACAAGUCAGCUACGUCAAGGCCAUAGAUGUGUGGAUGGGCACAUGUACAGCGUUCGUGUUUUGCGCAUUGCUUGAAUUCACGGUGGUUAACUAUAUGUGGAGAAAACUGAGACCAGACAUAUUAAGAAACAUAUUAACAGAACCAGUGAAUGGUGGCACCGCGGGCCCAAAACCGUACGACGAAAAUCUACCCUCAUCACCAGUUAUACCAGUCAGCGUGGUCAAGAAAAUCUUACAACAAGAGUGUGCCUACUCUACAUCUGCAGAAACCAACACGGUACUGGCGAGAAAAAUCGACGAAUACUCCAGACUAUUAUUUCCGGUAGCGUUCAUAGCGUUCAACGCGCUAUAUUGGCCGUAUUAUUUACAAAACUAAACCGUCCCCGCGCCGCCGCCAACGCCACAACAACACCGAAAAGACAGAAUGCACGACCAAACUGCGUAUAAAAAACCCCUACAUAUACCAAACCACAUAUUAUUUCCCUGUUAAACUUAAUAAUUAUAAUAAACAAAAUAUAACAAAUAUUAUCAUCACAGCCCUCCGGGUUUUUUCUCCGAAAAAAUCUUACCUAAAAAUAAUUAAAUGGAUUGUGCAACUUCGAGUACCUACGCACAUAUAAGCCCCUCUACAAGUACUUACAAGCUGCGGAAUGUCGAUAUAUCUUGCCACGGUGUAAUAUGUCUACCACGGUAUAUUAAAUAAUAUACCAUGGUAUCUACCAUGUGACACAAUAUCGACAAGCGCAUCACGUAAGCGGCGUCGUCGUCGUGUGAUGAAGAAGACGUUUUGUCAUUACAAAAAAUUUCGGCAUCUGGCCCGGCUCGUACAUUUUUAUUUUAAACGUUUGAAUUUUUUUUCGUCUUAGAAAGUAACAGAAAUUCGCCGUAAACCCCUUCGCACAUCUUCGCCUUAACCCACUUAAUCGGCCGUACGGUUCUUGCGCAACAAAUUUAUAUAUUAUUAUAUUUAUACACCCACAAACUGCGAGAUUUAUAAUUAAACAACGCAGUUCAAAAACCUUUAAUAAUGCAUAUUUUAUUCAAAUUAUGAUUUUUUACAUUUUCUAGUAUAGUUAUAAUAAGGACAAUAUUUUCAAAUAUUUAGAUAUUGAGAAAAAUUGUGAAUACAGAACUAUUUUUCAAAUUUGAACUUACCUGUUUAAUGUAAAUUGUUAAAUAAGUGGUUGUUUUGUGUCAUAUAAUAUAAUCAUUUGUAGACGAAAUUCAAACUCGGUUAAUAGUAUUAAAUUAUUUGACUUAUUAUAUAGAAUAAAAACUAAAAAUACAUGAUUAUAGGUUUGAAAAAUUGACUGUGAUUAAUUUAAUAAUUAAUUAAUAAUAUAAUAUAUAUAUUUAAAUUAAUCCAUUAACAUUUUAGAAAUUUAUAUAAUUUUCCAUGGUUAGUAUUAGUACUAGACUAUAUAUUAUAUAUUUGAUGUAAAACCAUUAUUAAAAACUAUUAUCCUUAGUCAUUAAUAUUAAUAACAUAGCAGCUACUGAUUUAAAUUUCAAUUUAUAAAGGUAUUUAAAUACUUUCAAAAAAAUGAUCUACUCGACAAUAUUUACCAUAAAAUGUGUUCUAAAAUAAGUAUUUAAAAAUAUGGUAGUCCUUAAGUAUACUAAUAAAUCCAAAAAUCAGAAUUUGAAUAAAUGCAUCGUUAAAGGAAAAUAUGAUGGUGAGCAUGCUUGGUUAAUUACACUUUAUAUUAUAAUAUACACUAUACACCGACAAACUGUAA